This is a messenger RNA of Lindgomyces ingoldianus, 868 nucleotides long. RefSeq lists its product as uncharacterized. Lineage: Eukaryota; Fungi; Ascomycota; Dothideomycetes; Pleosporales; Lindgomycetaceae. The transcript has a single exon. The coding region runs from base 110 to 787 and encodes 225 amino acids. The record is from RefSeq and is a predicted model, not a curated record.
AGCAGUGGACGCAGUGCUGUGUUGUUCUUCCGUCGCCGUCGAAUCAUCGCAGAGACGCUGCAGGUUGGACGCAGCGGCGGGCCACAGUCACCCUACAAACUGGCUUGAUAUGGUCUUUUGCAAGACUUGUGGUGUUCGAGUGCAGAGUUGCGGUAAAGAAAUGAACAGCAUGAUACAAGCAUCCAGCAACGACUCCUCGAGAUAUUGUGAGACAUUAUCGACGAAAAUUUUUCACGGCGCGGAGAUUGCUGGGCGGUCCAUGUCGCGAGCCAUACGAGAGAGGCUCGGAGCAGCGCUGCAAAACAGAGUGCGGCUCAGCUCAACGGCAGCAGGGCCUUCCCAGCGCUCGUCCGUGCAAAGACAAGCGCCGUUGAGUGGACAAAGCGCCAGUCGCUCUUCCAUCGUUUCGGAUGGGAGGCUCCCCAAGCCCGAGCAAUCCAGCAUGCUGCUUCCCGCGACGACGGGCUGCUUGACAUACGAGACGACGAGUCGAAGGGCCUCCGGGGGGACUGACGACUGCGGCUCAGCACGCCAGGGGAGGUUUCGCCGAAGAAAGCUGAAUGGCGUCCAUUCACCCUCGGCAGCCGAAGCAGACACUGUGGUACGUCGCAGUGGGAGGAAUAUGUGGGCGAGGAGAAUGCCGGUGCCAGAGAGUGCUCUGAUCGUCUACCAAGCUCAUCAGCGCAGGUGGGUCGCCUGGCGCAUUAACGAAUUUCUGUCAUGUCCAUGGCAGGACAGGCUGCUUCAGAGACAUGUUCGUGAAGGACAAGAGUGGAGACAACUCUGAGUUAUGGAGAACAGGGUGACGCUGGUCUCGGCUGGUGCUGCACUUGCAGGACAUGUUAAACGGUGGACAGCAAAGGUGGAC